Molecule: messenger RNA, 1620 nt
Organism: Cucumis sativus (cucumber)
Lineage: Eukaryota; Viridiplantae; Streptophyta; Magnoliopsida; Cucurbitales; Cucurbitaceae
Product: NAC transcription factor 56
Exons: 3
Coding region: 91-1047 (318 amino acids)
Biological process (GO): regulation of DNA-templated transcription; system development
Molecular function (GO): DNA binding
Source: RefSeq, a predicted model, not a curated record
UUUUAAUAUAUAUUUCUGUGGUCGUGUAUUUCCACCUUCUUCUCCAAUUAACAAAGCCUAGAAAUUUUGGUUACAAGAAAUAGUUGUUGGAUGGAAAAUUUAAAGUCGGCGCAGGAGACAGAUUCAGAGCGGCCCAACCUGCCGCCAGGAUUCCGGUUCCACCCUACCGACGAGGAGCUGGUGGUUCACUAUCUGAAGAAGAAGGCUACUUCUCUCCCUUUGCCGGUGGCCAUCAUCGCUGAAGUCGACCUCUAUAAGUACGAUCCUUGGGAGCUUCCAGCUAAGGCUAGCUAUGGGGAGCAAGAAUGGUAUUUUUUCAGUCCAAGAGAUCGAAAGUAUCCAAACGGAGCACGACCAAAUCGGGCAGCAACGUCGGGGUAUUGGAAAGCAACCGGAACCGAUAAGCCAGUCAUAGCUUCGUCGGAAGGGAACCGGAAAGUUGGAGUGAAGAAGGCUUUGGUUUUCUAUGGUGGAAAACCUCCAAAAGGAAUCAAAACCAAUUGGAUCAUGCAUGAAUAUCGCCUCGCCGAUAACAAAUCCGGUGGUGGAAACAAUAAUAAGCCACCGGGAUUCAAUAUCGGCGGUAAGAAAAACUCACUGAGGCUCGAUGAUUGGGUUUUGUGUCGAAUAUAUAAAAAGACCAACUCGAACAAACCGGGAAUGGAUCAUGAACGAGAAGAUUGCUUUGAUUCUUUGGUUGGGUCCAUACCGUCAUCGAUACAAAUCAAUAGCUACAACCAAUCAAUGACGACGACCACAACGGCAACGAACUUUAGUAUGUAUUCUGAAUUAGCCUCUUUGUCGCUUCCAAUGAAACGGUUGCUGCAACCACCAUCGUGGGAGGAGGAAGAGUAUCGGUUGGCCGACAAUCGAUCCUCAAGAAAAAGAUUACAGUUAAUGAACGGAGGUGGUGGCGGCGACAACUCAAUCGCGGCUCUCCUCAGUCAGCUACCGUCGCUGCAGCAGCCGACAUUGCAAGGUUGUAUCGUCGGUGAUGAGAUUUUCCGGCCUGCAUUUCAACUGCCGGAGACAAAUUGGUAUUCAUAACACACAACUACAAAAUUGAAUUGGUGGGUACGUUAUAAAUUUAAAAAAGAAAAAAAGAAAAAAGAAAGAAAGAUCAAAUAUGACACAUUCAAAGUUGAUUGCUUACCUAAAAUAUACAGCUGAUUUGAUAUUUAGGAGAUAUUCUUAAUAUUUUGGGGAUUUUAAUGUUUAGCACAGAUUGAAGAUAAAUGAUAAAACAAAGAAUAUCGCUGAUAAUUAUUAAGUUUUUUAAGAAAAAAAAAAUCGAUAUAAGGGGAAAGGGAGUUUGGAUAAAUUUGUUGUAUAAAUGAACUAAUUCUCUGCAAAAUGGUGGUCUUAAAAUUAAAUUACCCCAAGAUAGGUUUUGCUGUGUGAAUAUUGGUCAUGUCAAUAGUGGAAAUGGGUUAUGUAAAAUAUAUAUAUAUGUAUACACAAAGCUAUUCUACUGAUUAUGUGUAAAGAACUAGAUUGACAUAACCCUAAUUAUUUUUUUUAGGGUUUGGAGAUUAUAUAUGCGUGUAUUCACAUACUUAGCUUGUCAUAUAUAUAUAUACAAGGAAAUGAAAGAAUUAAUAUAUAUGGUUUGAUUUUUAA